GAAUCGGAUUUUGGAUUUGAGAUAGAUGUUUUUCAGUCAAUAAAUGGGGUUGCUUUCUUUCCUCCGGAAGCUGCAAGGGGGCAACGAAAGAGAGUGUCGUCUGCUCCUGUUGGGUCUGGACAACGCAGGCAAGACCACAAUUCUCAAGUUUGUGGCCAACGAAGAACCAACAGUCACUCCAACACAAGGAUUCAAUAUUAAAAGCGUUCAGAACGGGAACCUAAAAAUGAACGUUUGGGAUAUCGGCGGACAGCAGAAAAUCAGGCCGUACUGGAGGAACUAUUUCACAGAUACAGAUGUCCUCAUUUACGUCGUGGACAGUCAUGACACCAGACGACUGGAAGAGGCUUCUACGGAGUUCCACGACGUCCUAUUCGAAGAGAAGCUAAAAGGAGUGCCGGUGCUAGUGUUCGCCAACAAACAAGACCUACAGGGAAGUGCGCCGGGAUCUCGGGUUGCUGAAAUCUUAGAAUUGACCACUAUAAGAGACAGAGUCUGGAAUAUCCAGCCAUGCUCGGCACUGACUGGCGAAGGUGUGAAAGAUGGUAUGGAGUGGGUGAUGAAAAAUGUCAAGGCUAAAUAAGCCUCAAUCGGACUGUUAGAAUAAUGGGUUUUUGUUAGCCUCUUAUUGUUCACUUUGUUCACAUGCUGCAAGCAAUAUCAAAAGCUCAAAUAUCAGAAGGACUUUUGUAGUUUUCGUUUGUUUUUUUUGUUCGUAAUACUUAAUAUAAAGAUAUGCAAUACAAAUUAUGAAUUUUUAGUUUAACUUUGAGGUUUGCCGACACAACUUGAUGAUGAGCUCUAUAAGAUAACUAUCAAUAGUUGAGUCGCCUAGCUCUCUUUAUUUUUCCUUAUUUAAAUUGUUCACGUUUGUGUAUAUCAUUUUGUUGAACUGUAAAUAUCGUUGUAGCAUUUCUUAGUGAUGAAUAUCAUCUGAUGAGUUAUGUUGCAUAAAUAUAUGUAAUUAUUGCAUUUACUGAAGUAAAUGUACAUUCUAUGUAAAAACUACGUCUCAAAUGAAUCCACAUAUCUUUGCUAAGAAUAAACAUUACACGGCUGUUUUGAAGACUCAUUGAAAGAUCGUACUUAAAAAAUCCAAUCAUACAAAGAUCGGAUCAUGUUUA
Messenger RNA from Symsagittifera roscoffensis, 1124 nucleotides. RefSeq names its product ADP-ribosylation factor-like protein 3. The coding region runs from base 44 to 583 and encodes 179 amino acids. Gene Ontology annotation, cellular component: microtubule cytoskeleton; cytoplasm. The record is from RefSeq and is a predicted model, not a curated record. The transcript has a single exon. Lineage: Eukaryota; Metazoa; Xenacoelomorpha; Acoela; Convolutidae. Gene Ontology annotation, molecular function: GTPase activity; GTP binding. Gene Ontology annotation, biological process: cilium assembly.